AUGCUAGUCCGAGCGUAUAACAGCUGCACUGUGGAUUGGGCCAAACCCGGUUCCGUAAUCGCACAAACCACAAUUGGACUGAACAAAACGCAUCUCAUGGAGUGUGGUGUCAUGCCGCACUCUCAAGCAUUCCUGUCUUAUUUGAAAGCUACAGUACCGCUCGAACCGCAAUACGGGAAGAUUUCCUACUAUGGGGAACUGUUAUCUGUGACUGCAAAUUUGAAACUUAUUGAUUUCAUCCUAAUUGAAUUCCAGAUAAAUACCCUGACAAAACCGAUGACCGAAUGGUCCGUGUACAACGACACGAUUCUCCGCACGGCUCAGAAACGGUGCAGUGUGGAUUGGGCCGCAAGUGGUUCGGUACUAGCGCAGGCCACACUAGUUUACAACAAAACGCAUCUCAUCUCUAACGGGAUUGUACCGGACACAGAGAAUUUUUUGGACGAGCUCAAAUCAAAACUGUGCGCAACUCCGAUUUGGGAGAGACUCCAGUAUUACGGUGAAGUAAAAUCCAUAGAAGCUUCACGCGGUUCUCAGUAUCGACUAUUUUGGAUUCUGAAGAUUGUGAAUCUCUUUCUCUCUCUUCGAUUGGCGUUGUGA
Echinostoma caproni is the source of this 600-nucleotide messenger RNA. Lineage: Eukaryota; Metazoa; Platyhelminthes; Trematoda; Plagiorchiida; Echinostomatidae. The record is from the annotation of a GenBank genome assembly.